CGCGUUCCACAUCAAUGCGUAUCAUCAAAAUCACCAAAUCAUAAUAAUUUAUAAUACGAAUGAGAUUUAGACCCUAUUUGAGUACAAAAUGUAUACCAUGAUUAUUGAUUGCUCAUGAAAAUACUCAUGCUGUUAAUGAUCUUAGAAAACAACCUGACACUGUAAAUAGACAGUUAAUCAUGGAGAACUCAAGUACAAGUGGCAUGUCAGAGAGUGAUGAUGACCAGUACUUUGAUGCCACUGAAGAUAUCCACACAAAAAAUGGUACAGAGGAAGUAGACCAAGGCAUCAGACAUCUAAAAUUAGAUGAUAUGUUUGGCAAAACAGAACAUGUAAUGAAUGCACCAGAAGAAAGGGAACCAGUUAACAAUGAUGAUGAACAGACACAAACUACAACUGGAGCAGAGAUUGGCAAUGUGAAACAGCUAGUAUGUCAACAAAGUGGUGAUGCCCCCAUAGAUCCUGAUGCUCCACCAGAGAUAAAAUUAGAAAAAUGUAACUUUGAAGGCAAUGGUACAGAAAACGAUAAUUUGAGGCAUCAUUGUGAUGAUGAUAAUGACCGGUUACCAAAUCUUAUCAAGGAACGCAAUGAAAAAUUAAAAGAGGAGAUGAUGGGCAAACUGAAGGAUCUUGGAAAUAUGGUGCUACGUCCAUUUGGUCUCUCAACUAGCAAUUUCCAAUUUAACCAAGACCCAAACACAGGAUCUUACUCAAUGAACUUUGUACAAAAUGCAGGAGGUAGCAAUGGAAAGUGAGAACACCGAUGGUCUAUUGAUUAUGGUUGAAAUAGCAGUUGAGGGAUACAGUAAGGAGCUUUCACUUUGUGCGACGAUGUGACCAGAACGGAAUCACUCAUGCGUGACCCUCCUACCUGGCGUCCUACGUUCUCUGCAUACGUAGAUUUGGCCAAAAUGCGUUCCAGAAUCUACUCGACGAGGUGACCUUAACGUUCCCGCAUGCGCAGAUGACUUUUAGUGACGUCAUUAUGUUCUACGUCCUACCGUCGUCGUGCAAUCGAAAGCUCUCUAAUACCCUAUCAAAGAGUAUAGAACUGGAAUUCUAUACUCUUUGACCCCAUUUACACACGUCUGAUGAAGCUGCCCUCAACUGCCAGCGAAGCCUCUGUUGAAUAAGUGAUUAUUAAUCUCGGAGUGCUGCCUCUGAGACUAAAAAUUAAGUUUCAUUUCAAAAUUAAUAUUUGCGAUAGUUAAAAUAAUAUCACAUAACCUUGCAGUAGAAACAUUUACUGUUAUUGCUCUUUGAAGGUCAUUUAUUGUUUCUCAUGUAAUAAAAUCAUAAAAUUAUUCAUAAUUUUUCAUAAAUACUGUAUAAUGUUUAGUUUAUUACAUAAUAAAUAUGUUCAUUAAAAUUAUAUUAUCAUUCAUAAACAUUUUAUCAUGAUAAAUUUAUAACCAUAUUAAAUAUUUCUUGAAAAGUAAACAAUGAAGUAACAAAUAUUUUCUCUAAUUCUUUCCUUAAAUUGUAUAUGGUAUGAUGUAUACAGUACAGUAAUGUUUAUAUUGUGUAUACCUGAUGGUUGAAUAAAAUAUCAUUCAGACAUUUCAUCAUGUACUGUAGUAAGUUCACAAUCAUGUUAGACAAUCACAAGAAGAAAUAAACAUUAAAGAGUAAAUUGUUAUUAUAUAAAGCAUAAAGUUUAGGUAAGAGCAAUAUUUCAAAACUAAUAUAUAACAUAUCAUGUCAUGUUUUAUAUCGUCAUUAUGGUUAACUUGUAAUUUUAUUUUAAGGUAGAUCAUUAAAAAUUUUGCACUGCAUACAAUGAGU
Anneissia japonica is the source of this 1785-nucleotide messenger RNA. RefSeq names its product tetratricopeptide repeat protein 1-like. Gene Ontology annotation, molecular function: protein binding. The record is from RefSeq and is a predicted model, not a curated record. Lineage: Eukaryota; Metazoa; Echinodermata; Crinoidea; Comatulida; Comatulidae.